CCUGAGCACAGUGGCCUGAGCAGCAAACAUGAGGACACGCACGCUUCUGUGCAUCACCCUGCUGGGCCUGCUGCUGUGGGCCUCCUGCACCCGGGCUGACGACGCUGAAACAAAAGAAGACGCAGAGAGCAAAGAGGCAGAAGUCAACGAUGAGGCAUCAACAGAAACCACAGAAGAGUCAGACGAGGAGGAGGAGGAGGAGCAGGUGCCAGAGAAGGAGAAAACAGAGGAGAUAGAGGAGGAGAAAGACGUGAUGGUGCUGCACAUCAAGAACUUUGCCAGAGCUCUUAGUGAAAACAAGUUUUUACUGGUUGAAUUCUAUGCUCCCUGGUGCGGUCACUGCAGGAAGCUGGAGCCGGUUUACGCCGAGGCUGCUGGGAGACUGAAGACCGAGGAACCUGAUGUGGGUCUGGCCAAAGUGGACGCCACAGAGGAGAAGGAGCUGGCUGAAGAGUUUGACAUCGGAGGUUUCCCCACUCUGAAACUGUUUGUCAACGGAGACCGCACACAGCCUCUAGAGUACACGGGUAAGAGGUCAUCAGAGGGAAUCGUCCAGUGGAUGAAGCGGCGUGCAGGUCCUGGUGCUCCCAUACUCGACUCUCCAAAAUCUGCUGCUCAGUUCAUCGAUUCUAAUAACAUCACUGUUAUCGGAUUCUUUGAGGAUCUGGAGAGUGAGGCUGCCAAGGCAUUUAAGGAGCUUGCUCUGGAUGCUACUGACACUGAGUUUGCUCUGUCAGCGAGUCCUGAGGUUUUCCAAAAGUAUGAAGCAAAAGCAGACUCUGUGGUGCUUUUUAAAAAGUUUGAUGAAGGCCGAGCAGACUUUGCUCUGUCAGAAGAUGAGCCACUGGACAAAAAGGCACUGACCACCUUCAUCAAUGAAAAAAGCCUGCAGCUGAUCAUCCCAUUCAGCCAGGAGGUUGCAGAUAAGAUCUUCUCCUCCAGUGUCCACCUGCACGGCCUGCUGUUCAUCAACUCGUCUGUGGAGAGUCACAUGACUCUGGUGGAGGAAUCGAGGGCUGUGGCCAAAAAGUUCAGGGGAAAGAUGCUGUUCAUUACCAUAGAUGUGAAGGAUGCUCUUUCUCACGUGCUGAAUUACUUCGGGGUAUCCGAAGAAGACGCCCCCACCACACGCGUUGUCGACAUGCAGUCAGGAAAGAAGUAUGCCAUUACUUCUGGAGCUCUGACAGCAGAGUCACUAGAAGAAAUCUGUCAGGGUGUCGUGGAUGGCACUGCCAAGCCUUACUAUCGGUCUGAAGAAAUCCCAGAGGACUGGGACAAAAAUCCAGUCAAAGUGCUGGUGGGGAAAAACUUUGAGUCUGUUGCUCUGGACCCGACCAAGAACGUCUUUGUGGAGUUCUACGCCCCAUGGUGCGGACACUGUAAGCAGCUGGCUCCCAUUUGGGAUGAGCUGGGUGAAAAAUACGCUGACAAGGAAGACAUUAUCAUCGCCAAGAUGGAUGCCACAUCCAACGAGGUGGAGUCUGUAAAUGUUCAGAGUUUCCCAACACUCAAAUAUUACCCCGCGGGAGAGAAUAAAGAGGUGGUUGACUACACUGGAAAUAGAGAUCUGGAGACUUUCUCUAAGUUCCUGGAUAAUGGAGGAAAGCUGCCUGAGGAGGAUAGCGAUGAUGACGAGGAUGAUGAUGAUGAUGAUGACGAUAAUGACGAUGACGAUGAUGACGAUAAAGAAGAUGGUGCCAAGGAAGAAGUCAAGAAGGACGAGAGCAAGGAGGCUGGAGAGUCUGAGGAAGCAUCAACCGAGAAAUCAUCUAAAGAUGAGCUGUGAGGUCACUGGUUUUUGGCCAAUCGGGAUCAACCUAGCAUAUUCGAUUUUUUUAAUAUUAAAACUAAGUUGGUUUACAAAAUAAAUGCCAGUGCACUCAUUAUUCAUUUAAAAGCCUGGUGGGCUUAUCAUUUUGUCACUGAUGUGAUGAGUUUACAACAUUUAACUGAGAACAUUUACAUCACAAGAAGUCAAAUUACUGCGUUAUUUUGACUUAUACUGGACUUUGAGAAUGCAUUUCAACAACUGACUGGAAUCAGACUAAAGUAAUUUUUCUCAAGUUGUGCAAACACACCUAGAUAAUGUAGCUGGAUACUGAUUUGCUCUUGCAUGUAUACACCUAAAUCAGAUCCAAACCAGUUGCGGAGUUCUGCACAUGCCCCGCAGUCUCCAAGCCAGGCUUUGACAUGGCCUGACAGCGUAGAUGCUAAGCAAAGCACAAGUUGUGUCCUUGCCUCUAUCCCCUUGCACAAAAUUAAUUGUUUUUGUUCUAAAUUAAAGUGCAGAGUAUGUACAAAAUUUGCAGCUAUGUAAAGUUUGACCAUGUUUUCACUGUUUGACAAUCGGCUAACUGCUGCCUAAUAGUUAGGUUAACUGGAACUAGAUCCAAUAGUAACAGGCUGAAUGGAUGGAUAUCACCACAAGCAAAGUCAGGCAUACUAUAACAUAAAAAUGUAUUCUUCUACAGCGACUGUUUACUGAGACGAGGACAGUAGACCAGUAAAUAUCCUAACCAAGCUUUAAGCAUGGCUAGAUAGUAAACAUCAUUUUAGUCAUUUAAUCUCUUCAAUAAUGUCUUCUGGAGUUAGCAGGUUAGAUUUGUAGUUAAACUGGCCUCAAAAGAAUCUCUUUGUUUUUUUGUGACAGGAAACAGUUAAAUAACAAGAUGUAACAAAGGCUAAACAGUAACACAAGCAAAAGUAGAUGUAGAGUUAGAAACAAAAAUGUGAAACAGUCUUGUGUUUCUGGUUUAAAAGACAGACGUGUCAUUAAAAAUGCUGAAGAGACCUCUGACAGUACAGAGGUCAUUUUAUGAAACACUUUCACUAAACUGAUUGCCAGAAAACUCAGCUAGUCUUUUUUUUCCUUUCCUUUUUGAGUGAAUAAAUAAUGAAAGUUAACUUUAAGAUAAAACAAAAGAGAUUUUAACUUAUUUUCUAAUUUACUAAACUUUUGCUGGUUUCAGUCUAGUAUAAAAUGAGAAAAAAUAAAGUUAUACUAAACAAAUGCUUGUCCCUUAUUGGUGAUCUGUUUCAUUGUGUUGCUCACCUGCUGAACCCAGGGUUUCCACUAAUCCUUAAAACUAUCUCAAAUGUGCUUUCCUUAAA
This is a messenger RNA of Cheilinus undulatus (humphead wrasse), 3111 nucleotides long. It is a transcript of the gene pdia2, whose product is annotated as protein disulfide isomerase family A, member 2. The record is from RefSeq and is a predicted model, not a curated record. NCBI's taxonomy places the organism in Eukaryota, Metazoa, Chordata, Actinopteri, Labriformes, Labridae. Gene Ontology annotation, cellular component: endoplasmic reticulum. The coding region runs from base 29 to 1786 and encodes 585 amino acids. The transcript has 11 exons. Gene Ontology annotation, biological process: protein folding; response to endoplasmic reticulum stress. Gene Ontology annotation, molecular function: protein disulfide isomerase activity.